Molecule: messenger RNA, 1512 nt
Organism: Nicotiana tabacum (common tobacco)
Lineage: Eukaryota; Viridiplantae; Streptophyta; Magnoliopsida; Solanales; Solanaceae
Source: RefSeq, a predicted model, not a curated record
CUUCUAUGUAUGUGACGAAAAUGAAUAAACAAAAAAACUUAUCGCUCAAUUCACAUUUAGUUUCACACUUACACAGCCAUUUCAAUACUCAAGGGUAUUUGCAAGCGGAGAAGCUUCAGUGAAAAUACAUUAAUCUUAUUAUUAUUGAUUUCUCAUCCUUAGUCGGUGUGUUUCUACAGGAUAUUGAUGGCAACAAGAUCUGUUCAACUUGUCUGCUUACUUAUUUGCUCUCAGGCCAUCAUCAAAACUGCAUCUGCAAAAGUAAAUGAAUCAUUUAAACAAGAGAAAGGCAUAGAUCAUGCAUACUUUGUCGAUAGAACAAUUGUUCAGAAUGCUUUGUCAAAAGGAGCAGUGUGCUUGGACGGAUCACCUCCUGCAUAUCAUCUUGACCGAGGAUUCGGACAUGGAGUUAGAAACUGGAUUAUUCUACUCUCAGGAGGAGCAUGGUGCAGAAACAUCACAGAUUGCCUGAACCGUUCGAAGACUGAUUUGGGUUCUUCAAAACAUAUGACGCCAUUCAUAUUUCUAGGCAUUUUCAGCAAGAGCAAAAGUGAAAAUCCAGAUUUUUACAAUUGGAACAAAGUCUUUGUUAGAUACUGUGAUGGUGGAGGGUUCACCGGAGAUAUCGAAAGCAUUGAUCCCGCUACCAAUCUUUAUUUCAGAGGUGCAAGGAUAUUUGAUGCAGUAAUUGAGGAUUUGUUAGCAAAAGGAUUAAAGGAUGCAAAGAAUGCCAUUCUUUCUGGUGGUUCUGCUAAUGGAUAUCCAGCCGUGCUAUACUGUGAUCGCUUCCACAAUUUAUUGCAUAAAGCUCAUAGAGUGAAAUGUUUGGUUGAUGCUGGUUACUUUAUCCAUGUGAAAAAUCCACGUCUAGCAAAUGUGUUUGAGUCACUCUUUAGAGAUGUGGUUACUUUACAUGGAUCUACCAAAGUGUUACCAAAAUCAUGCACUUCAAAAAUGAAACCAGAAUUGUGUUUCUUCCCAGAAAACAUACAACAAGAUAUCAAGACGCCUUUUUUUACCGUGAUGUCAGCAUUUGAUAGUUAUCAGGUGGACAAUAUUAUAGGCUCAAAUAUAGGCGACUGCAUUCGAGCCCGAAACUGCACUGAAAGUCAGAACAAUGACUUCAAAGAAUUGAGGUCGGAAUUCUUAAGUGCUUUGCCUAAACCAAAUGAUCCUAAACAAAGAGGAGCUUUCAUAGACUCUUUUAAUCGUCAUACCCAGCUUGAACUUUGGUGGAAUAAAGUCAACGCCACUCCGAUAAGUAAUCUGACUACGAUUGAGGUAUUUGGCGAUUGGUACUACGAUCGGAAAUACUCCUAUGUGAUCGAUGAUCAUGACUUGCCACUCCCUGUUUAUUUAUACAUCAACGGUACUCUCAAAUCAAGAGGAUAAUUUUGUUAUUAAUGUUUAUUUAUGUGAUAUUGCAUUUCACUGUAUGAAAUUGUUGCCAAUUUGUAAGAAUUGUUGACAAGUGUAUCACUUUAAUCAGCAACUUUUAAACUCAUACUGCUA